GAGCUCUAUAGAGCCCAUCCUCUGCUUCGGCACCAGCAGCUAACCGUCCAGAGAACAGAACAGAGAUGACCACCAGCGUCCCCGUCCCUCUGGCUUCACAGCCACAGGCGCCGCAGCGCAAGCCACGGACCUACACCCCGAGCCCAUGGGGUGACUUCUUCCUCCACCACACCCCAUGCACUCCGUCACAGCUCUUGUCGAUGAAGGAGAGGGCAAAGGUCAAGGAGCAACAGGUGAGGCAGAUCAUACAGGAAACAAUGGCCUCCUCCAACCUGCUUCGGAAGUUGGAGCUUGUGGACACGCUGCAGCGUCUCGGGGUGGACUACCGCUACUACGAGGAGAUCGACCAGUUGCUUCGCUCUGUCUACGACGACGGCGACAAGGAUGGAGGCGGCUCCGACGAUCUCUACCUCACCUCGCUGCGGUUCUACUUGCUCAGGAAGCAUGGGUAUACAACCUCUUCAGAUGUGUUCGAGAAAUUCAGGGACGAGCGCGGGAGCGUCUCGAGCGACGAUGCCAGCUGCUUGCUCAUGCUGUAUGACGCUGCUCAUACGAGAACUCACGGGGAGGAGAUUCUUGACGACAUCAUCGCUUGGAGCAAGAGCCGCCUGCAAUCCCUGCUGGAGGAGAAGAACCUGGAGCCAGAGCUUGCCGAGGAGGUGAGGUGCGCUUUGGAGACGCCUCGGUUCAGGCGGGUGAAGCGAGUGGAGGCGAGGCGCUACAUCUCCGCGUACGAGAAGAAGGGCGGGCGAGAUGGGACCAUACUAGAGUUCGCCAAGCUGGACUACAACAUCUCGCAAGCUAUCUACUGUGAUGAACUGAAAGAACUUACAGUAUGGUGGAAGGAUUUCCAAUCACAUAUAGAUAUGCGCUUCACGCGGGACAGAUUGGUGGAGCUUCAUUUCUGGAUGCUCGGAGUCAUACAUGAGCCAUAUUACUCGUAUUCGCGGAUCAUGAUGACCAAGUUCUUCAUAUUUGGAAACUUUUUCGAUGACCUUUACGACAACUAUGGCACCACAGAGGAGAGCGAUGUCUUCACCGCAGCCAUGGAAAGGUCGGUUACAUUUAUUUCAAAUUAUUACACAGCUAGCAUCAUCUCGGGGGUGGACAAAAUAUUUACCAUUUCCUUGAUUAAAAAAAUACAUAAUGACGACAGGUGGGAUGAACAGAUCGCUCAUCAACUUUCAGCAGGCUUGAAGGUACUCUUGGCCAGCAUAUUGAACGCUACAAACAAGAUCGAGGAGGAGUUAAAACUUCAGGGGAACAUGCACGCUGAGCUGGUCAAGAAAAUGGUGAUUGACACUGCCAAAUCCUACCAUGCCGAGGUGAAAUGGCGCGAUGAACACUUUGUGCCAGCCACUGUUGAGGAUCACCUCCAAAUUUCUAUCCCUAGUAGUGGUUGCAUGCAGAUCACAAAUCUUGCGCUCAUUUCAUCAAGGGGAAACAUGACUACUAGAGAGGACGUCGAGUGGGUUUUCACCUUCCCCAAAAUCGUCAGAGGCGCUUGUAUUGUGGGCCGCAUCUGCAACGACAUCAUGUCACAUGAGCGGGAACAAGCUUCUUUAGAUCAUGUGGCAUCCACGGUUCAGACUUGCAUGAAGCAGUACGGAGUGACAACAGAGGAAGCCAACGAGAAGCUUAGAGCAGUAAUCGAGAUGGCAUGGAUGGACAUCGUCCAAGACAACCUUGAGCAGGAACGCCCCAUAGCACUUCUCGACACAAUGAUCAAUGUUGCACGAAUUGCAGAUUUCAUAUACAAGCGUGAAGAUGCGUACACCCUCUCAUUCAGCCUCAAGGGCAUUAUAGGUUCAAUGUACGUCUACUCUGUGUGAGCUUCUUAAUCGAGCAUUUGUACGUAAGAAAGACUCCUCAGUGUAUGUGGAUUGGCAAAGGUCCGUCGAGGGUACAUUUAAUCCCAAAUUAUUGUACAAGUGUUAUGUGUGAUCUAUCAUAUAUAUAUCCUAGUACAUGUGUCUUUA
Zea mays is the source of this 1979-nucleotide messenger RNA. Its product is annotated as (E)-beta-farnesene synthase-like. Gene Ontology annotation, biological process: diterpenoid biosynthetic process. NCBI's taxonomy places the organism in Eukaryota, Viridiplantae, Streptophyta, Magnoliopsida, Poales, Poaceae. Gene Ontology annotation, molecular function: terpene synthase activity; magnesium ion binding. The record is from RefSeq and is a predicted model, not a curated record. The transcript has 6 exons. The coding region runs from base 66 to 1832 and encodes 588 amino acids.